AUGCUCUUUCCUUUUAGUGUAGCCGUUGACGAUUGCAUGCUUAGGGCGUUCUUUCAAAUUCUACAAAGAUCAGGCAACGACAAGGUACGCUCUUACGAAACUCGAUUUCAAGGCGUUUCUUGGGAUGAUGACAAUUGGCACCUCACUACGCAGAAAUUGUUUCAAGGACACUACCAAAAUCGAUUGUCCCUAUCGAAUGGUUAUUUGGGAAUCAAUCUUGCGGCCACUGGCCCCUUUUUCGAAGUCGACACUCCGGUAAAUGACGAUGGAAUCAAUGGCUGGCCGCUCUUCAACCGACGACAAACCUUUGCGACGAUUGCCGGGUUCUACAACGAACAGCCCCGGACAAACGGAUCCAACUAUCCCUGGCUAUACCAGUUCGGCGGUGAAAGCACAAUCGCUGGCAUUCCACACUGGGCGGGACUGGUGGUGGAGGCGAAUGGCGCGAUUCUAAAUGCUUCAGUCAAUCCCGACGAACUAGAAGGUUUCUCGUCGACCCUCGAUGUCGGUGCUGCGGUUCUCAGCUGGAGCUACACAUGGAAACCCGGAGGCGAGGGCGAUAUCAGGAUUGAAUACAGCGUAUUUCUCCACAAGCUCUACGUCAACCAGGCUGUGGUCCAGCUCAAGCUUACAACGAGCCGGGAUAUGGAAGUCACGGUUUAUGAUGUGCUGGAGGGAGAUUGUGCCGUCAGGAGCGAGUUCGCUGAUAAGGGAUACGAGACGGAUACUCCAACUAUUUGGUCGGCGGUGAGGCCUAGUGGCAUUAGCAAUGUCACAGGCUAUAUCUACUCUACACUCAAGGGGAACGAGUGUGUCGAUUUGGAGACUCGGGCUCACGUUCCCGACGGGCGUUUUGGACGCAAUCAAUCUUCAAUCGCACAGUCCGUCAGGCUCAGUCUAGUUGCUGGCCAGACUGCUGAGGUGGAGAAAUACAUUGGAAUAGCUUCAUCCGAUGCGUUCGUGGAUCCAAAGGGUGUCGCCAGCAAUGCUUCAAGUACAGGGGCGUCGAAUGGCUUUGUGAAGCUCCUACACACACACAUCCAGGAAUGGAACACCAUUCUGCCGCAGAAUUCAGUCGACAGCUACUAUCUUCCAAACGGUUCCCUUCCCAAUAUUGCGAAUAUUUUGGAGAAGCAAAUCACUGCAGUAACCAACCCCUUCUACAUCCUCCAAAACACUAUCGGACCCAACGCCGUCGCGGCAGCUGGGAAUAAUGCUCGUCUCGAUAUUUACAGCAUUCCUGUUUGCGGUUUAGGAUCUGAUUGCUAUGCCGGACUCAUUUUUUGGGAUGCUGAAGUCUGGAUGGCGCCUGGCUUGCAAGUCUCCCACCCAAACGCCACGAAUCAAAUCGUAAAAUACCGGGUUGAGAAAUAUACACAGGCCCAAGAGAAUGUAAAUGGGGCUUUUGCUUCUUCGCAAAAUCGGACUGGCAAGUUUAGUGCUGGUGGGGCUGUAUACCCUUGGACCAGCGGCCGAUUUGGCAACUGCACAGGCACUGGGCCAUGUUUCGACUACGAGUACCACAUCAACGGAGACAUCGGCCUCUCGUUUUACAACCAGUACGCGGUGUCCGGAGAUGGAGCGUAUUUCAAGGAGAAGCUGCUUCCUAUUCACAACUCCAUAGCGCACUUCUUCAGCGAACUUUUAACGUUCAACGAAAGCUCUGGAUUCUAUGUCCUCACUAAUGCCACCGAUCCCGACGAAUAUGCCAACAAUGUAGACAACGCUGGCUUCACAACCGCCCUCAUCCAAAAUCAUCUCAAUCGGGCUAAUGCGCUCAACCGAUGGUUUGGAGAACCGGUGAACGAGUCCUGGGCAGAGAAGGCAGAGAAGAUACGUCUCCCCGUCAACGAGGAAGCGCAAAUUAUCCUUGAAUACAGCACGAUGAAUGGUUCUAUCUCAGUGAAGCAGGCAGAUGUCAUCCUCAUUGACGAUCUUUUGGACUAUGAGAGCCCGUAUAGUUUAGGAGAUCUCGACUAUUACGCUGCUAAGCAGUCCACCAACGGUCCAGGUAUGACCUAUGGUGUGUUCAGCAUUGUCGCCAAUGAGAUUUCACCUUCUGGCUGCUCAAGUUACUCGUACGACCUAUACGGUAGCCAGCCAUAUGCUCGAGAGCCUUGGUUCCAAUUUUCUGAACAGAUCUUCGAUACGUACGAGGUUAAUGGAGGAACACAUCCUGCGUUUCCCUUCCUCACUGGCAUGGGAGGCGCAAAUCGUGUUGCUGUACUCGAUAUCGAUCCCUCUCUUCCUCCGCAAAUUCCGUACCUCAAUUAUCGAAACAUCUAUUGGCAAGGCCAUGGUAUAAAUCGUCUUCCCGCAGAAGAAUUCACUCUACCAACCGCAAACAAGACCUUUUCCACGCAACCGAUCCCGGUCACCUUAGGUACACGACCGGGGAAAUUCUCCUUAGGCGAAAAGCCUCUAGUUGUCGAGAACCGGUUAAUUGGUCAGACCGACACAGUCGCUGGCAACAUCCUCCAAUGUAAACAGCGCGUCACAUCCAGCUCCCAAUACAUCCCAGGCCAAUUCCCACUUGCCGCUAUCGACGGCGCGACAUCUACAAAAUGGCAACCUGCCUCUCAAGCCGAGACCGCCAUCCUCUCCGUCGACGUCGGACCACCUUACUACCCCAUCAAAGAAGUCCGGUUAGACUGGGGUACCACACCUCCGAACGCAUUCUCAGUCUUUUUCUCAAAUUCCUCAGGCCUGAGCUUCCACAUCUCCGACCUUAUGGCGGAUCCCAGUGAAGUGGUGAAUGUGACGUGGUCCCAGAAAGUCGCACUCUCACAACCAUAUAUUCCGGAACAUGCGUUUGUUAUCGAACCGUAUAUAGGCAAUCAGACGAAUAUUGUGUUGGACGCCCCAGUCUGGAGCGGCAAAUUUGCGCAUUUGUUGGUCCAGGGGAAUCAGAAUAAUGGAUCGAAGGAAGCGCCUGGUGCGACGGUUGCCGAGUGGAGUGUUGUUAGGGAGGGUAGGCUUUUGGAUAUAAAAGGGUAUCCUAUUUAUUGA
This is a messenger RNA of Lindgomyces ingoldianus, 3009 nucleotides long. RefSeq lists its product as uncharacterized. Lineage: Eukaryota; Fungi; Ascomycota; Dothideomycetes; Pleosporales; Lindgomycetaceae. The coding region runs from base 1 to 3009 and encodes 1002 amino acids. Gene Ontology annotation, molecular function: carbohydrate binding; alpha,alpha-trehalase activity. The record is from RefSeq and is a predicted model, not a curated record. Gene Ontology annotation, cellular component: fungal-type cell wall. The transcript has 5 exons. Gene Ontology annotation, biological process: trehalose catabolic process.